Messenger RNA from Kuraishia capsulata CBS 1993, 1608 nucleotides. RefSeq lists its product as uncharacterized. Lineage: Eukaryota; Fungi; Ascomycota; Pichiomycetes; Pichiales; Pichiaceae. The coding region runs from base 1 to 1608 and encodes 535 amino acids. The transcript has 2 exons. The record is from RefSeq and is a predicted model, not a curated record. Gene Ontology annotation, molecular function: transmembrane transporter activity. Gene Ontology annotation, biological process: transmembrane transport.
AUGAUUAUCAACCGUGAAGCCAUACCAGGUACCGUUCACCUCGUUGACCAGACGGGAGACGUACAUGCCCAGCACUCGGAGAAGACCAAAGAUGUGGUGCUGGUUCCAACUCCAACUGAUGAUCCAGAUGAUCCACUAAACUGGUCUUUCAACAGAAAACUGGUGUGUAUGUUCUGCCUGGUUUUGUAUAAUAUGGCAGUCGGUGUUCCCUCUGCUGCGAUAUACUCUGUUCUGACACCGAUCAUCGAGCACACCAAUCUUACUCUGUCAAACCUAAAUGAUGGUACUGGUGUCAUGUUUCUGUUCUUUGGUUGGGGCUGUAUGGUUUGGCAGCCUAUGGCGCAGCAGUACGGCAAGAGACCUGUCUAUAUUUUUUCCGUAUUUGUGACCAUUUUCAUGAUGGUAUGGGCACCUUAUACCACUUCAUCAGGGGAAUGGAUUGCUUCCAAAUUAUUACAAGGAUUUUUCGGUGCUCCAAUCGAAUCCCUGGGCGAGAUUACCAUUGCUGAUAUUUGGUUUGAACAUGAACGUGGAAGAUGGAUGUCUGUUUAUGCAGUGUCACUUUUCGUGUCCAACUUUAUUGCUCCAUUAGUUGCUGGAUUUAUUUCAGAUGGCCAAGGUUGGAAAUGGGUAUGUUUUUGGUGCGCAAUUUUUGAUGCUGUUGCCUUGAUUGUGCUCUUCUUCCUAUGGGAGGAAACUAACUACUCUCGUCCUCAUAUUGCACCAGAUGAUGAGAUUGAAGAAGCCCCAGUGGAGAAACAAGCUGGUAUUGUUACUGUGGAACAAACAGAUUCAAACCCUGAACCAUCAAAGUACCACGUUGACAUGACCAAACCAAUGAAGACGUACAUGCAAAAGUUAAAGUUUUUCGACAAACCCCGUCCAUUUGUGGUUCACAAGCUGAUGUGGCGAUCACUCACUAUGUUUAGAUUCCCCGUGGUGUGCUGGUCUGGAUUCUACUAUGGCCUAGCCGUGGUCUGGUUCAACAUUCUUAAUGCCACUUCGUCCUCCAUCUUCUCUGCUUCGCCAUACAAUUUCUCACCUUCCAUGGUAGGUGUGACUUACACCUCCCCCAUUUUGGUCACUUUUAUUCUGACCUACUUCAGUGGAAAUGUAGGCGAUAGACUAAGACUCUUUAUUGCCAGGAAGAAAAAUGGCGUUUCUGAACCAGAGGACCGACUGUGGAUGGCCACUAUCUACUUGAUUUUAUGUCCUGGUUGCUUCAUUCUGUGGGGUGUUGGAGCUUGGGCUGGUAUCCAUUGGAUGGGCCUUGUCAUCGGGAUGGGGGUUAUUGGAGGUUCCGGUAUCAUGGGCUGUCACUGUGCUGUCAACUAUGUGUUGGAGUCAUACCGUGAGCUUGGUUCAUGUGCAAUGGUUUCUGUGAUUUUGGUGAGAAACACUAUGAGUUUCGCCGUUAAUUGGGGAAUCACGCCAUGGGUUGAGAAUACAGGUCUGAAGAAUACGUUCAUAGCCGCAUGCUUCAUUUCACUUGCUGGAAUCUCGACCUUUCUUCCAAUGAUUUACUUUGGAAAGAGAACUAGAGUCUCCACGAAGGAUGCCUACUGGAAUUAUGUCCAAGAGGCUACGGAUCUUGGCUUGCCUCACUAA